Messenger RNA from Aedes aegypti (yellow fever mosquito), 3081 nucleotides. RefSeq lists its product as uncharacterized. Lineage: Eukaryota; Metazoa; Arthropoda; Insecta; Diptera; Culicidae. The transcript has 6 exons. The coding region runs from base 458 to 2887 and encodes 809 amino acids. The record is from RefSeq and is a predicted model, not a curated record.
AAACAUCAUGAUUGCAAUCUCACUCGGAAAAUCGAACCAACAGUUUUCCGCCUUUAUCAGUCCAUUUACCAUAUCGGAUGUAGUGCUAUUACAAAUCGCUCCUAUUCUACAUAUGUCGUUCCGCAGAUUUAUGGCCCGGGAAGCCGGAACCGGAAGGCGGACGAGAGCUGUGUGGUUAUUGGAACGUGCUGGUGCGUCGAUUACUACGCGUGAUUGUUGUUUGUUCAUUUGAUUAGAAUAAAUUCGUUUCGAUUGUGCACUUUUAUUUUCCUCGUGUCAAAGAUAAGCACUCGAGCAAUUAUUGCAACUGAACAGAUCGAUUUGAUAACGGAACCAUUGAAAGGAUACGCAAUUGAAGCUCCGAUGGUGCGUUCAGUUAUGUGCUUGAUCUCGGUUCGACAGGAAUCGCCCAUUUCCGGAGGUGAAUUCGUGAAAGGUCAGGGCUUUUGAAGUUUAAAUGCGUGGAAUAAUGGGUAAGAAGUCCUUCGAUAUCAGUGUACCGCAUCAGGAUGAAAAAUUGCCAAAAAGUGUUUCAAAGUGGAGUUUGAAGAACAGGAAGAAACGUUGGCUUCCGAUCUUAUUUUGUGCUAUUUGCUUUUCCCUGCUGAUUGGAUGGGUCAUCAGGGAUAUCUUUAACGGCCAUGCAGAUGGGUUUAACGCAACUGGUGAAAAUGAAACGGUUGCAGAAGCAAUGGAAUUCGAUAAUCUUGAGCAGACUAGUGGAAGAAAACCUGCGUUACCAAUACCCGAUGAUCCUCACUGUUCGAUGGAAGCAGAUUGCACAAUCGUAUGCAAGGACAUGAAUGUGCUAGAUUUGUCAGCGGCAGUUACUAAAACGUUGGAAGACGAUCCAUGCUCCGACAUCAAACUCAUCAUUCAGUCUCUUGUCAUUGAAGAUGGAAAACUGUACCCGCGGUGGCUGGAACUUAACGAGUCUAUCCGAAUUCACCAACUGGAGCUGAAGCAAUCCGAAAUUAUCGAGAUCCCAUCCGGAUCCUUUGACGCUCGUCAUUUUUACGCUAUAGCCAUUCUUACUCUAGACUCACUUGAGGUCUCCGUUUUGCCGUCGAACAUUUUCCUCGGGCUGCAGCUGCUACAGGAACUUAAUUUGAAAAAUUUACCUUUGGAACAUGUCGACGAGUUUGUUCUGGCCCCAGUUAAGUUCACUCUGACCAGUCUUUUGGUGGAAAGUUGUUUGAAUGGGAUUAAUCCUAGGGUAUUCACUGGGUCAACGUCGCUAGAUAAUUUGGCGAUCGUUUCCUUUGAGUUUAAUAUUCUGGACGAUGUGCUGACAGACGACUCUUUUUCCAUGAUCCCGAGUUUGUCCAGUCUGUAUUUGAGAAAUUCAGGCAUUAGGAUUUUACGGGAAGGCAUGUUUGCGGGUAUCAGUAAGUCUAUUCAGCAGAUACAUCUGAUUGGCAACGAGCUGCAUACAAUUGAGGCGGGUGUGUUCGACAGUUUGUUGGAAAAGCAGGUGAAAAUAUAUUUGGGCAACAACCCUUUUAUGUGUGAUUGUAGUUUGGCGUAUCUGAAACAAUUAAUAAUAACAUAUCCUAGUAUGUUUGACGACGUCAAAUGUGCUGAACCACCUCCGUUCUCUGGAUGGUCGGUUUCUGAUGCUGAAUUUUGCAAUGCUAUUACUGAUCCACCUACAACGACAACUGAAAUUAUAACUACAUCUGAGGUAACGGAUUCACCGGAGGAAACAACUGAAAUUACGACUGAUACUACGGAAAGUACAAAACCACAACCAUCAACUAGGCCUACAGGUGAGCCAACUAAGCCAACUGGUCCACCAACAACCUCUACCACGACGGUUACAUCAACGACAUCAACCAGUACAACUGCUGAACCAUCUUCGACAUCAACGUCCCCUCUGGAAGUCACGACUUCCAGUGUUUCAACAACUCCAUCUACAACUACAACUCCGGCCACUUCAUCACCUGCCAAUAUAUUCACCAUGCAAUGUAUCCAAACUGCUGUCCCGAUAGAAUCUGAAGUCACCAGCUACCAAGGCUCUGAAUUGACCCUUCAUAAGCGCAGCAAGACCUUUACAGUACUGGAAUCACAAGAGGGAGCCGUUGAGCUCAUUCUGGAUCAAACGUACAGCUCAGCGGUGAUUCUUUGGUUUUACGACACAUCUACCACCAAUUCCAUAUUCUCUCUGCAGAUUGAAGACAGUGCCAGCUGUGCUGAUAUCUAUGGUCGAACCGUUCGAAUCACAAACCUCAUACCCGAUAAGAACUACAUCUUCUGUGUGAUCUAUCGUGCCGAAAACACGAUUUCCCCUUUCGACUGUCUGCCACACAGACUUCUUCCGACGUACGGACAAAGGACUUGGCUUGUCGAGGAUCAAAAAAUUAUGAUCAUCAGCAUUUUAAUUGCUUCCGUAUUGGUGGCUAUUAUGAGUGGAAUUGUGCUGACUUAUUGCUUCAUCAAAAGCUUCGAUACCUAUCAGAAAUCUUGCCGCAAGGUAACAACAGAAGUUCGUAUCGAUCGAAGUACUACCAACCAAUGUUAUAUGACACCUGUAGCCGAACAACCUGCCAGAACCCGCCACAAGCGCAGCGUUUCCGACAGCAGUAUCGAAAGUUGCCGCAGCUACGUGUCCGCCGUUGUUCCGGCGACCCAGUUUCAGUACAUUUCCUGGAAGAUGGAUAAUCGUUCCCGGCACCCGUCGGCUCCCCCUCAUCCCACCCAGCAGCAACCCUCGAUGGAGUUCUACCCGAAGGAUCCCCCGCCACCACCGCUACCCCCGCACCCUUCCAAGCGGUUGAAAAAGCAAAAGUCGGAAAUUAAAAUCAAUUUCCACGAAAUCUACGACGAACCGAACAGCAGCAGCUUCUCGUCCAGUGUGCACAAAAAUUUCCACCAAGGAAAGCAUUAAGCGGUUUCGGAAGAAGUUUUCGGGGCUUGUGAAACCAUUCAAUUCGAUGCAACGAUCGACGAAGGUGGUUUGUCAUUGGCUUCAUUAAUAAUCAUGAAUUUUUGACCUGAAAAAUAAAUUUUAUUUUCCUAUUAAUAGGUGAACUUGAUUCGUGUAAUCAGCAAAAGUUGAAAAAUAAAAAUAGUUAUGUAAAA